This is a messenger RNA of Cololabis saira (Pacific saury), 6275 nucleotides long. RefSeq names its product LARGE xylosyl- and glucuronyltransferase 2 (gene large2). The record is from RefSeq and is a predicted model, not a curated record. The transcript is spliced from 16 exons. Bases 605 to 2857 code for a protein of 750 amino acids. Gene Ontology annotation, molecular function: glucuronosyltransferase activity; xylosyltransferase activity. Lineage: Eukaryota; Metazoa; Chordata; Actinopteri; Beloniformes; Belonidae. Gene Ontology annotation, biological process: protein O-linked glycosylation via mannose.
CGGCUUUACCGACAGCGAGCAGGCUCCUGAAUGAGCCUCAGACCGGCGGGGACUGGACUUGACAGCCCCAGCCUCAGCUCCUCCUGCACGGCCAGGGCGCUCCGUCCCGGGCUGAGCUCCGCAGCAGCUCCCCCGGCUCUGCCCGGCUCCCCCCGGCUCCCCGGGGCUCUGCCUCCUCCAGCACAGCUGACACGCAGAGCACAACACACACCUCCGGGAGCGGAGGAAAUGCCUCCCACUAUUUCUGCGGAGGUCUCCCUGUGAAUCGGAGUGGAUUUUUUGAAUGGUUUACAACCCACCGGAUUAGGAUAUGGAAUGAUCCGUGGACCAGAACACUAGUGGAAGCAAGAACCUCGACAACCACACACACAACACACACACACACACAGACUGGAUUUUCUCCUCGUGGUUUCUGAACAAGACAUCGUCUGAGAGUGAAGAGCCUGCACGUCACUCUCCAUCAGCUUUCUCACGCUGGGAUUUACAUCAGCCAGUCUGAUGAAAGGAUGCUGCAAGGACCUGAAGAGGGACUGAGCCCCACCUGAACCCCCUAACCCUUGAUCCCGUGCCCAUCCUUCAGAGCACAUAGCAACGCCGUCCCAUCAUGCACCUGCUGUGCCGCGGGCGCCUGAAGCUGCUGGUGGCGUCCCUCACUGCCAUCGUCCUGCUCACCUGGCUCUACCUGCUGGCUGGAAACCUGGAGAAUGGCCGUUCCCUCCUCCUGGCGCCCUGUCUGGCCGACACGCCGGCCGCUCAGGUCUUAGAACGAGCCGUCCUGGAGUCCCGGGUCCGAGAGGUGGAGGAGGAGAACCGACAGAUCCGACUACAGCUCAGCCAGUCCCAGGGCACCGCCGCCCAGCUGGCCGAGGGUAACUAUGGCAACCAGCAAUGGGGGGCAUCCGCGGACACUGUGCCGGAGGAUGGUGACAACACAGCGGAGGAGAAGAACAACCACACGGACUGUCCCCGCUCACCCACCGUCCAGAAGUGUGAGCUGAUCCAUGUAGCGUGCGUUUGUGCCGGUCACAACGCCAGCAGGGACGUGGUCACGCUGGUGAAGUCCAUCCUAUUUCACAGGAGAAAUCCUCUUCACUUUCAUUUCAUCACUGACACAGUAGCCAAUCGCAUUCUGAGCUCUUUGUUCCAGUCCUGGAUGGUCCCAUCCGUGCAGGUCAGCUUCUAUGACGCAGAUGAACUCAAGUCUGAGGUGUCGUGGAUUCCCAACAAGCAUUACUCUGGCAUUUACGGCUUGAUGAAGCUGACGUUGACCAAAGCUUUGCCAUCCGACUUGUCAAAGGUCAUCGUCCUGGACACUGACAUCACCUUCGCCACGGACAUUGCCGAGCUCUGGGGAAUCUUUAAGAAGUUUACUGAAAAGCAAGUGAUCGGUCUGGUGGAGAAUCAGAGCGACUGGUACCUGGGGAACUUGUGGAAGAACCACAAACCGUGGCCUGCGCUGGGACGAGGCUUCAACACCGGUGUCAUCCUUCUCUACCUGGAACGACUACGGCGAAUCAGCUGGGAGCAGAUGUGGCGGCUGACAGCAGAGAGGGAGCUAAUGAGCAUGCUCAGUACGUCGCUAGCUGACCAGGACAUCUUCAACGCCUUCAUCAAGCAGAACCCGGUCCUGGUCCACCAGCUGCCCUGCUUCUGGAACGUCCAGCUGUCCGACCACACCCGCUCCGAGCAGUGCUACACCGAGGUUUCCGACCUGAAGGUAAUCCACUGGAACUCUCCGAAGAAGCUGCGCGUGAAGAACAAACACGUGGAGUUCUUCAGGAACCUCUACCUGACCUUCCUGGAGUACGACGGGAACCUGCUGAGACGGGAGCUGUUCGGCUGCCCGAGUCAGGCCAGCCUGGAGAGCGUGCAGCUGCAAGCUGCUCUGGAGGAGCUGGAUGAGGACGAUCAGUGUUACGACUUCCGGCGAGAGCGGCUGACGGUUCACCGAGUGCACCUGUACUUCCUGCAGUACGAGUACACGCCCACAGAGGACGAUGCCGACGUCACGCUGGUGGCCCAGCUCUCCAUGGACAGGCUGCAGAUGCUGGAGGCCAUCUGUAAGCACUGGGAGGGUCCCAUCAGCCUGGCGCUCUACAUGUCCGAUGCCGAGGCGCAGCAGUUCCUGCGUUACGCUCAGGCCUCCGAGGUCCUCAAGAACCGCAAGAACGUCGGCUACCAUGUUGUCUACAAGGAAGGCCAGUUCUACCCGGUCAACCUGGUGAGGAACGUGGCCCUGAAGAACGCCAACACGCCCUACGUGUUCCUGACAGACGUGGACUUCCUGCCCAUGUACGGCCUCUACGAUUACCUCAGAAAAACUGUGGUGCAACUGGAUAUGGCUCACACAAAGAAGGCUCUGGUGGUUCCUGCCUUUGAGACACUGCGUUACCGGCUGUCUUUCCCCAAAUCCAAAGCCGAGCUGCUCUCCAUGCUGGACAUGGGGACUCUCUACACCUUCAGGUAUCACGUGUGGCCAAAGGGCCACGCCCCUUCCAACUAUGCCAAAUGGCGAACAGCCACCACACCCUACAAGGUGGAUUGGGAGCCCGAUUUUGAGCCGUACGUGGUGGUGAGACGAGACUGUCCGGAGUACGACCAGCGCUUCGUGGGCUUUGGCUGGAACAAGGUGUCCCAUAUCAUGGAGCUGGAUGCACAGGAGUACGACCUGAUGGUCCUCCCCAACGCCUUCAUGAUCCACAUGCCCCACGCGCCCAGCUUCGACAUCUCCAAGUUCCGCUCCAGUUCCAGCUACCGCAACUGCCUGAACACCCUGAAGGAUGAGUUCCACCAAGAUCUGUCCAGGAAGUACGGGGCGGCGGCUCUCAAGUAUCUCACCGCCCAGAGGAACAUCUAACAACACAGGCCUGCUGAGAGCCAGCACAUUUGUCGGCUUCCUCGAGCCUCGGGACAUGCGCUGAUGCCGGGGACCACUUUACAGCAGAGCCUGAAUACGAUGAUACAGUAAAGCUUUACAGCCCUUUCGAGCAUUCUCGGGCUUCUGUGCAUUAAUUCUCCAGUCGACUCCACCUCGAUGCGUCCGAGGAGGAGGUGGAAAUAUAAACAGGACAGCACAAUGUUGGAUUUCCUAAACAGGAUUCUGAAAAAGGCUGAAAGGGAUGUGUGGAUACUCACAGGACUAGCUUUAAGGCCAGGAAAUAACCAUGUUCUUACAAUUUGUUCUGACAAUCAGGGCUUUUUUCAAGAGGACACGCCAGUCUGUCUGCAUGGCUAUCUGGACACAGAGGAACCCCGUCAUUCUGGGGAAUAACUUUGGAGGAAGGACUGUUGUGAGGCCGGUCGAACUGGAGAAUGAUUUAAGCCUUAUCACUCUCAUGAUAUUUACUAAGAUAUUUAAUGGUAUUUUCAUUUCUUUUUUUCUUGCAUAAAUCAAAACCAAUGAUAGUGAGCAUUUCCAUUAACGAGUUAUGAUUACGGCUUUACGCAAGUUAAUUUUAUUUUUAUUUUGUUUUCUACGUUUUCUGACCUCUUUAAAAGAAAUCCAUGUAGUGUCCCAGUCAAUUUAUUUGAGAUUUUCUGUGGGCUUCAGGGAUGUGUGUGUGUGCGUGUGAAAGUGUGUGUUCCAGCCGCAUCAUAUGGCGCAUCUUCAACACGCUUCCUGCUCGUGGUCAGUGUCAUGCUUGCUUUCGUCUUGCAUGUGAACAGUUGCACUACAUGUUCUUUUCACGACAGAAAAAUGCAUUUUCUCUCCUCAUUCACCCUGAAAGCAGCAAAGAUCUGCUAUCGAUGUGAUGUGUCAUCGCCUAUUGGGACCAACUCACGCGACCAACACUGACAUGUGACAGUGAGUGGUUUUAACUGAAGCAGGUGCAUAUUUUAAUUUGUUGUGUUUGUGCCAUUCUGUCUGUAAAAUGUCUCAAUCACUGGAUAUUUGUGCCAUCUACUGAAUCAUUUUACCUGUAACCCCUUUUUUGUUUGUGUAAAGUCCAACUGAAAUCACGAAAUUCCUGCCUUUCUGCUGCCACAAGUCAAAUUCAUUAUCAGUACGACUACUGGGAGAGGCCGAAACAAUCGGGUCAUGAAGGAAUGAGCUGACCCAAAUGAGUUCGCCUCGAGGCGUGACUGGGCGAACCCGGAGGUCUAGGUGAACAGUGCAAACAUUCAGCAAGGAGUCCAGAGAGGAUUUACUGCCCUUUAACAUCAACAGGAGGCAGUUGAGGUGGUUUGUGCAUCUGGUUAGGGUGCCUGCCGGAAACCCUCCGGGGUAGGGGUGUUGGACAUGUACCAUCUGUGUUCUGUUUAGGGCAGAAACGAGAGCUACAGGAACAAUACUAUCUGUCACUUGACUCUGGAACAUCUGUCUCUUUGGUAGAGCAGGUGGCUCUAGGACGGAGAUCUGAGGGCCGUUGCUCAGGGUGUUGCCCACGUGAGCCAGUCCUGGAUGGAUAGACGGACGGAUGGAUGGAUGAAAUGUCCAUUUAGUCUCUAUACAAGAUGUCUCACCCUCCUACAAAUGUGAGGCAUGAGGCGGUUUUCCUCCAAGGCAUCUGGACUUCUUUUCACUUUUCUCAGAUCUUGAAGAAGAUGCUCAAGAACCCAGAAAAAGGUCUUCAAGAACUGAGAAAGUGAAGCCCAGUGUCCUGACAGAAUCUUCAUGACCUAGGAUCGAAUAAUGUGUCAUCAAUCCAGCAAGUUUUCUUUUAGGGUAACUAGAUAUGUUCUGCAUAUGAUUUGGCAUAGAUUUUCAUGUUGGUUUAACCUCCUUACGGAACUUUCCCAUUUUAUCUGGUCUCGGGACCAGAACUAUGCGGUGGCUGAAGCAAUGAAUUGAUCUGUUGACCGUCUGGUUGGAGGGCAGAUGACUCCGCCCACCAAGUCAUCUAGGCCCCUAGUAAUUUUAUUGAUUAGAAUUAAAAAGAUUGUUGCAGAAUAAACUGAGGGUGGACUGAUAGAAAGAGUAGCAGAAGAAGGUCCGGUUGAAAUCAUAUCCAGGAUUAAACCAUCUAUUGAUAAUGUGGCCCGUCCUCCUUUAUCCUUUUCGGUCUUUGCAGUCUCAUUCUGGCUGUGUAGCGUACAAGUCAGUCAGAAAAACACUGCUGUUCAGAAGAUCUUUGGCUAAACAUCGUGUUGUCACUGGAUUUAUGAUAUUUUCACUGCGUUUUUCGCCGGCACUCCAAGCUCGUCUAUUUUAUUUACCAUGGACCCCACAGUUUCCAGGAUGAAAGUGGGAUCUUUCACCCUCCUACAUCCGCCACAUAUCCACAGCUCAGUCAGAUGGCCCAGUAUGUCAUGGGAGGAAUUAUUUAAGAAGAGAAAAAUCUGUUGAUAGUUAAAAAUAUUUAACCAUGAAAAUGUGUGACGUUUUUCAAAAUGAUAUCCUGCCUAUGUUUACAGUCUUUCCGGUCCCAAGGAAGCCCCACUGCUACGACACAGUGGCUGACGUGAUGUAGACAGAGAGUACCCCAGACCAUUUUUAGCCGUAUGUGGCAGUGAUUUAACAUGGAGUUUAAUUUCAGAUGGACUUUUAAAAAGCAUUUUUAUGUCCAUUCGACUUGUCCUCUGGACUCAAAAGUAGCGUAGAAAUAUGUCGAAGGUAUCUAUUGAUCAUGCUGCUAUGACAUGUAAUGUGCUGAUCGGAAAAUAAUUGUUUAACAUAUUUGAUGGGAAACUGCUGUUGAAGCAUAUCACAACCAAAACCGGUACCACCAACCAGUUUUCCCAAAUGACUCCGCAGUUCAAGUUUGUUGAGAUUUGAUGUUUCCCCAAAGUAUGCGAUGGGAUUUUCUUUUAAAAGUAUCAGAAUUAGAAAACGCAGCUUACAACUGCAUCAGACAACCAUUCUGUUUUUUUUUUUAAAGUUUGUCAGAUUUUUACUUCACACUUUUAAUUUUAAUUAAGAUUUAUUUUGCGCUCAUCUUUCAUGGUGUCAGCCUGCGUGCGAGAGGGAAGAAGGUGAGCAGAGAAGCAGUGACUCACAUCAUGCGAUUUCCACUUAGGACACGUCAGAAGAAGAGUGUUGUACGACGCAUCGGGUCGUGAGCGAUGUUGUGUAUGACGGCUGCUCGGCGAGGAGGCGAGCGUGACCGGUGCCACGGCGAGCCCCUCCUCCCCGCUGCCAUCCACGCCGCCUCCAUCGACGUGUUGUUGAUUGUGGUCAAUGCUAGUGCCUUUGCUGUGUUGUGAAACUGGAUAUUGAUUGUACAGUUGUAUGGACGGGGCCUGGGGGAGUCAGGCGCUCUAUUUAUUAUUGUUGACUCAAAUCAAUCAUAUUUUUCUAUGUAAGUGCUUUAAAUAAAUUUGCCCUUUUUUAAUUA